Messenger RNA from Malus domestica (apple), 1056 nucleotides. RefSeq names its product protein SEMI-ROLLED LEAF 2-like. Lineage: Eukaryota; Viridiplantae; Streptophyta; Magnoliopsida; Rosales; Rosaceae. The record is from RefSeq and is a predicted model, not a curated record.
AUGUAUCAGGGGGACGACAUGAAUAACCCCAGAUUCUGGUCAAAGGUUUGCCUGCACAAGAUUGCUAAGUUAACCAAGGAAGCUACAACCGUACGGCGUGUAUUAGAAUCUUUGUUCCGGUAUUUUGAUAAUGGAGAUCUCUGGUCUCCUAAACAUGGGCUCGCACUGUCUGUCUUGAUGGAUAUGCAGUUAAUAAUUGAAAAUUGUGGGCAGAACAGGCACUUCAUGUUGUCCAUCUUUAUUAAGCAUCUUGAUCACAAGAAUGUUCUUAAGAACCCAAAUAUGCAGCUGGACGUUGUUGAUGUUGCCACCUCUCUUGCUCGAGAAGCAAAGAUCCAAUCAUCAGUUGCUAUAAUUGGUGCUCUAAGUGAUAUGAUGAGAUACCUGCGGAAAAGUAUACAUUGCUCACUUGAUGAUUCAAAUUUGGGGGCCGAAGUAAUUGAAUGGAACCGAAAAUUUCGAGCAGCAGUGGAUGAGUGCCUUGUGCAGUUGACACAUAAGGUAGGAGAUGCAGGUCCUGUUCUUGACAUGAUGGCCGUGAUGUUAGAAAACAUGUCUAACAUUACUGUUAUGGCUAGAACCUUGAUUUCUACUGUUUACCGUACUGGUCAAGUUGUGGCGACAAUACCUAAUUUGACAUAUCAAAACAAGACAUUUCCUGAGGCAUUAUUUCAUCAAUUACUCGUAGCUAUGGUCUGCAUGGACCAGGAAAGCAGGUUGGGCACACACCGCAUUAUUUCAUCUGUUUGCCCUCGUCCUUGUGCUGCUGUGCCCAUUACUACAAAGAACAAUAAUAUUGGAAGGACCCUCUCUAGAACUGUAUCAGUAUUUUCUUCAUCAGCUGCGCUCUUUGAAAAAUUAAACCAUCAAUCUCACUCACAGGAAAAUAUUACUCAAGAGAUGAAGGACAAAGUUGUAAUUGUGGAAGAAGCAAAGGUUCCUAACGAGUCCAUGUUGAACAGAUUGAAGUCCAAAUUUAGUUCAAGAAGGCAUCCAUCAGCUACAAGUGAGUCUGUCGGUAACGAGGAUGGUUCGGUCUCAGUAAUCACUCCGUGA